AUGCUGCUGUAAUCUAUUAAUAUUGUCCACAGACUGAAAAUACUUUCGCAGGUUCGAGAAAUUGUGUGAAAAUCGGUUUUGUUAAUACCUUUUUUAAUGCAUGAUCUACUGUGAAAAUCCAGCACACAUUGGUGUUCCGUGACGAACAAUGACCUCAGAUGACCAAUAAGACAUAUAUUAUGGCAUUUUGUUGUUUCGGCCAGUUUGGAUUGUGCGGGAAUUAUGCGGGUAUUCGAAAUGUUGAAAGUUGACUCUAGUUUCUACAUGUAAUUAACGAGUUUUUUUCUUAUUCGGUAUAAAUCAUGUUUCUGAUGUGUAGUAAACUUAACGAGCCAUAUGUUGCAUUGGCACGUAUUGAUAUAUAUAUCAACCCUAUUUUAUGGAACGUCGUUGCCAUGCUUCAAAUAACAUUUAAAUUUUCGUACGUACGACAUUCGUAAUUGAACUUUAGAGUGCUACGUUUUAAGAACUGUUAUUUGCUUAUUGCUAAAGUUUUAGUACUUUACAUACCCAGAUUUUCUUUGGAGUAUGUGAAGUACCUUAUCACUGAGUUCAAGAGAACAACGAGAAAUUGGAAUUGAAUUGGACAAAUCAGCUUUUGUCUAUCCUGGAGAUGUUAACGCAUUGGGCAAAACAUAAGUAUAAAGAAAAACAAAGAAGCUCUAUUAAAUGCUGUCUACAGCUGGAGUGUGGUGUGUGAUGGCUGCCAAGAUGCCUGAGCUGAGUUAUUCUUGUGAGAUAUGUGGUGUUGAAGGACUCAAUGAUGAGGAGAUGCGUUCACAUAUGGUGUUCUGCCACCUGGAGGGUGCUGCUUCUUGCCCAUUUUGUGAUUUGGGUGAGGUUUCAGCAGAGGAAAUGUUGAUGCAUGUCAACAGUGCUCAUUUGGAUUAUUUAACUCCUGAACAAGAACUUUUAGCUUUUAUUGAUGAUGAUGAGGAUGAAGACAGCAGUGAACAAGAUAUGGCUCGACCAUCACCAUGGGUACUCUCACCUGAACCCAGAGAGAAUGGCUGGAUAAACAAUAUCAACAAUAAUAACAAUAAUUAUUGUGGAGGUGGUAGUGCUGCGGGUAGUAGUAGUAGUAGCAGUGGAAGUGCUCUAGCAGGUACAGCUAGUGCGGGUUCUGGCUCUCCUCUCCGAUCACAGUUGGCGCUGAAUCUUCGGACUAGUGCUGUACCCAGUCCAGCAAAGAAACCAAUACCUCAGCAGUGCCCCAUGUGCUCAUAUAGUAGCGAUUCUCCACUGCAGUUAGAAGAACAUAUUAACAGACAACAUUUUGAUCUGACAAGCCCUUCAUUCCCUGCAUCACCACCUGGUCCAGAAGAGACAGUGUAUAAUUGCCCACUCUGUGUUCGUACCUUCCAGAAUAGCCCAGAUUUAGAAUUGCAUGUAAAUAUUGAGCAUAAGGAUAUCCUCAGUCCUGCCAAGCCUAGUCAAGCUUCUGCAAGUGUAGAAAACUGGAGUGACAGUUGCCCAGUAUGUUGCAUGACCAACUUCAAGAGUAAUCAGGAAAUGGUUGCACAUAUAGAAGAACACUUCAAUCAAAAAGGUGUGUCUCCAAUUACUCCAGAUAUGUCAUGUGAUCGUAUGCUUGCACGGGAAAUAGAGAAGCGAGAAAGAGAGGUUCGGAGGUUGCGAGAACAGCGGGAGUUUGAAAUGCUGAGGGCACAGUAUGGAAUGGACAAUCAGGGAAACUUCAGGGAACAAAGCCUGACAAACAUGCAGAAGGCUGUGUAUGCUGGUGAAAUGUCAGUUGCUGAUUAUUAUGAACGGCAAAUUGAGUUGCGGGCUGCAGAGAGCAAUGGUGUUGAUGAUGGUAGUUCCUGUACCAAAGGUCUUGUUCCUAAAGUUCGUGGUAUUAGUGGUAGCUCACCAAAUGUUGUCAGAACUUUGAUGUGUACCACAGUUGACCAUUAUGCUUCAACGUAUGGAGACAAAGGCUGGGGUUGUGGGUACAGAAAUAUGCAGAUGAUGUUAUCAUCACUACUGCAUCAUACUGGGUACAAUGAACAGUUGUACAAACCAUCAUUGGUGGGUGGUGGACUGUAUGGGAUGAGUGGUGGGCGUACUUGUGGAUUGGAGAUGCCUAGUCGUAGUGCCAUGCCCUCUAUUUCCCGUCUCCAGCAGCAUGUUGAAUGGGCAUGGGGACAGGGAUUUGACCUUCAAGGUAGUGAUCAGUUGGGUGGAAAACUCUUCAAUACUCGGAAGUGGAUUGGAGCUACUGAAGUUGUCACUGUUCUUUCAUCACUUAGGAUUAGAUGCCAGUUGGUGGAUUUUCAUCGGCCUACAAGUCCUGAUGGAGGCCAUCCUGAGCUAUUUAAUUGGGUAUUAGAGUACUUUCAGAAGAAUGAUGAUUUUAAACCACCCUUAUAUUUGCAACACCAAGGUCACAGCCGUACUAUUGUGGGUGUUGAACAGUUAAAGGAUGGUGGCCUGUGCUUGUUGGUUUUUGACCCUAGCCAUUCCCCACGUCAGAUGGCUCAAUUUAGAAACACUUCAACAGCAGUGGCAGCAAUGCGACUGAUUCGCAAGUCAUUGGUCGCUAUGAAAGCUCGACAAUAUCAAGUUGUUGCUGUGUGUGGAAUUAUGGACACAGAGUGUGAAUAUCAGCAAAGCAAGGUUCUGCGUUCAGUUAGAGUCCCACAAGACCGAUGAUGAUAGCAGAGUAUGUGUAGGUAAGAAUGGUUCCUUUUGAUUUCUUUGAGUGUUCUUCAGAUGCCUGCAACUAACAUCAGUGCAGUGCAUUGAUUCCUUAAUACAGAAUUAUCUUGUUUAGUUCUUUUACAACUUAAUACAGUAAUUAUACCCUCUAGGGGAACAUUUAUACAGACUUUGUACAAAGACAUUAAGUGAUAAAAUUGUGACUGUAGAUGUAGCAGCUUUAGCAGCCAGCUGAUAGAACAACUUGAUUGUUAAUGUGCUGGUUGGAAGUCAAAUUUGGGAAUGUCAGAAGAUUUUUGCAACCUCUGGACUUCCAACAACUGCCAGUUUUUCAAUAGCCACUCUCAUAUUGCCUUAGAACUCCUGCUCAUUGCAACUGAAAAUGCACAAGUUAAUAAUGAAGGUAAUCCUAAGUUAGACUUCCUUUUGUAUCACCAAUGUCUUUCUCAUAACAUCAUUGCCAUACUCUUUUACCAAAAACAUGCAAUGAAAUUAUCCGAGCCACCUCUGUUCUCUUCCUUCAAACCCUCCUGAAGAAAAACAGGACAACCUGGGUGUACCAUGGAGAAUUUCUCAUCUUUCACAAAGAUGAGCCAAACCUUCAGGUUACAGUAUGGAUGAUAAGCUGUUGAACUUCUCCAAAGAUGAUAAGUUUUUCACCCUGGAACACCAAAAGUGAAAUUCUCUCAGGUGAUCAACUGCAUCAAAGCUGAAUUAAAAACUGGCAGUUUGGAGACCUACUCUGUCUCCAUCAUCAGGAUUAAUGUGGUGACGAAGACCAAAAGUCAUUGACAUAUAUAUAUCAGUCCAUCCAUGCAUUGCCUUUUCUGUAUUGGUGUACACAGCAGCCUGAGGGUAAAGUUAUAUUUGAGCAAUUACCCAUUGACAACUUGUACUGGUUCCGUUACGUAACUGGAGAAUGUUCUUCAGUGUUUCAGUUAUUCAUUCAUGUCAUUAUGUUUUAAAAUCUUGGUAGUCAGGUUCAAUGCAUGGUUUAGUAUCAGCUGGAAAAAUGUGCAGUGGAGGACUUAAGCCACCAAAUCAAGUUCCAGGACAUUAAACUACUAUCCACAUCAGGUUACAUGGAGUUACUUGUUAAGGAAGCAAUAGAAAUAUAGCUACACCCAAAUAAAAUAAAUAGGGAAGAAGGCUUCAAAUUAAGUCACACAUGGAACCUGACCAUCAAGAUUUUAAAACUCUGCAACAUGAAGAUGAAAACUAGUCAAGUGAAGAUCAUUGUUCAGGUUAAGCAGCAGGGAACCAACACAAGUUUAGGAUAAGUGACUGUUCAGUUUGACUCUGCCCUCCAAUUGCUCAUUACGCCAGUGAGAAGGCAGCAACACAAGGAAGGACUGAUACACACAUCAGUGACUUAUGAUCAUGCCCCCACAUUGACACUGAUGUUUUGCGACUGAGCAGGUCUCUAAAAUAUUGAUUUCUAACUGAACUUUGACUUGCUGAUCAUCGUAGAGAAUUUUGGUAUAUUUAUUUGCUAUGAAAUCUUGAAAUCUUACUUUGCCAAAAGUGCUUGUAUUUAAGCGAUCAUAACAUACAGUCAGUGCUGGAUGAAGGAUGAGUGAUUCUGAAAUAAUGUAUGACACUAUAAGUAAGUAAAUUGUUACAUCAU
Molecule: messenger RNA, 4288 nt
Organism: Zootermopsis nevadensis
Lineage: Eukaryota; Metazoa; Arthropoda; Insecta; Blattodea; Termopsidae
Source: RefSeq, a predicted model, not a curated record